Rotaria sp. Silwood2 is the source of this 342-nucleotide messenger RNA. Lineage: Eukaryota; Metazoa; Rotifera; Eurotatoria; Philodinida; Philodinidae. The record is from the annotation of a GenBank genome assembly.
AUGUUAACUGAUGAUGAUUUAUUGGAUAAAAGUAGUAAAAUAGCUGUAUGUAUAUUUGGUAGAUUAAAUUUAAUUAAAUAUGAUCUUAAUAUAUUUAAUAAAUUAAUAAUAGCUGAAACAAAUUCAAUUGUUAAUGUAUUAACUACAAUUAUUAUUAUUAAAAGCAUCUGGAAAUAUGAAUCAGUUAAAGAUUUAGAAGAAUUACCUAAUUUAAUGUCAGAAUUAAUUGAUGAUCCAAUUUAUAGAAAACAUUUAUUUUAUCGUGAAAAAUUAAUUGUAAUCAUAGCUAAAAGUGAUACUGUCAGACGUAAUGGUCGUGGAGCUGAAUCAUCACAAGAAUAA